GCAGAGCAGAGCAGAGCAGAGCAGGCACACACACACACACACUCUGGGCACGUUACAUGUGAACACACACGGACAUCUCCCACCACAGACCUGGAUCAGCUGCACUGCUAGAUCUACUCUGAGAACGACAGCAGCCCAUCCCCUUGACGAGGCAAAGGCACCGUGUUAAGCCAGUGUGUGUGUGUGUGUCUGUGUAUGUCUUGUGCGUGUGUGGGUGUGUGCGCGUCUGUGUGUGUGCUCGCAUGGUGGAGCAUGAACAGUCUCUUUCCGGAGACCCUGUUAUUAUUCUGGAACAGAGCAGAUCAUUAGUCUCAUUCACUUCCACUCUGGAGAGGUCCACAGCACACUGCAGUAUUACAAGGCUCCUUGGAGAUUGAGGAAUGCAAAUCUGCAAUCAUGAUGGAAGGAUUCAAAAAACGUACCAGGAAGGCCUUCGGGAUACGGAAGAAAGAGAAAGACAGUGACUCCACGGGGUCCCCAGACAGAGAGGGAGGUGAACCACCCCCAGAGACUGAAUCGCCACAGAAAAAGACCAAUGGGGCACCUAACGGCUUCUCGGGGGAAAUCGACUGGGACCGAUAUAACUCCCCUGAUAUAGAUGAUGAAGGUUACAGCCUCAGGCCUGAGGAGGAAUCAUCCACAUCCCCUAAAGUCAAGACGACUCACUUCUUCUCCUCGAGCGAGUCGGAGGGCGAGGAAGACCAUCGACCAAAGUUCAAGAUAAAGAUCAAGCCGCUGGCGGCAGACAAGCCUGACUAUGCGUCGCCCUCGGUAGAUGAACUAAAAGCCUCCAUAGGCAACAUAGCUCUGUCUCCCUCUCCUAUGCGGAGCAGUCCGAGACGUAGCCCGGGUCUAUUGAAAAGAAAUACAUCUAGUGAGGAAAUUGCCAGACCAAGACGUUCUGCUCCCUCGGUACCGCCUGCCCCUGCUGCUGCACCGGUGGUUGCCCCUGCUGCUGCACCGGUUGUUGCCCCGGUUGUUGCCCCGGAAGUGACCCCCUCCUCCUCUCCUGCCCCCACUCCUCCUCCAGAGCCGCCCAGCAGCAAGAAACCCUCAGUACCAGAGGAUGCUACAGCCUUAUUUGGGCCUCCACUGGAUACAGCCUUUGAUGAAAUCAAAAGUGAAGCGGUGCUAGAUGAGUCUGACGUGUGGGGUGCACCCGUAUCCGUACCCGAGUCACAUCCUGACUCCUCUCUGGCAAGACCCUUUCCCACAGGAACACCACCGCCACUUCCACCCAAGAAUGUGCCGACUUCCCCCCCUCCGUGUGGCUCUCCCCCAGCUGACAUCACCGAUGUGUCAAGAGAGGAAGAGGGGUCCCGGAAGCUCUCCAUUGCAGAUCUAGACAACAUCUUCGGCCCAGAAGAUGACUCCAAGCCCGGGGAAGAAGACGUUGACCAGUGGGUCUGUUUCAGCGAUGAGUCGUCUGCCCCGCCUGGCGAACCUGCUCCUCCUUUACCCAUAUCCCCUCCGCCGCCUGUUGAGCCCGCCCCGCCCUUACCCACCUCCCCUCCCCCAGUUUCAGAUGCCCCUGCCCCCCUGCCCCUGCGUACAACCCCUCCCCCUGCAGAGGAGCCCUGCCCACUGUCACCCCCACCUGUCCAAUCACCUCCAAAGGAGACUGUCCCUCCCCUUCCCUCAGCUCAAACCCCGCCCAAAGACACUGCUCCUUCUGCAGUCCCGCCCCCACCAGAAGACCCGGCUCCUCCCCCUCCACCGCCUGAGGAUAUAGCCCUUCUCUCUCCUCCUCCUUCUCCUCCUCCUCCAUUCGCAGAAUCUCCACCCUUGAAAACUCCCCCUUGCCUUCCCCCGGACCCUUUUUCAGAGGCAGGGGCAGGGGCAGACUCUGGUACGAGCCCCCCAGUCUCUCUGGAAACGGCUGCGUGUGCGAUCCCACCACCACCCCUCGUCCUGAGCCAGGAGGAACUCAAGAGCCCCGAAGGGAACCAGCAGAAAGACGACCUGAGAGAGACGAGCGUUUCACCCAAAGAUGUGGGCGGCCAAGGCAGCCGUGCCACCCCUCCCCCGCCCCCGCCCCCCACAUACAGGGCAGUGGUGUCGUCCCCUGGCCCAUGCCCUGCAGCUGGAGGCACAGGCAGUGGGUCGUCCUCUCCUGCCCGUCCCGCCACGCCGUCGGCCUCCACCAGCAGCCCCACGCCUCCACCGCCCCCGCCUCGCCCCCCCUCACGACCCAAACUGCCCCCAGGGAAGCCCAGCGUGGGUGACGGGAAUCGCCCCUUCAGUCCCCCUAUCCACUCGUCGAGCCCCCCACCCUUGGCCCCUCUGGCCCGGGCCGAGAGCACAUCCUCCAUCUCCUCCACCAACUCCCUGAGCGCCGCCACCACCCCCACCGUCGGUAAAGAGCUCUCCGUGUCUGUGUCAGAAGAUGACGCUUAUGUAGACAAACUGCCCAACUUUGAGAAGCGUGUGGACGUGCUGGCAGAGAAUGACCAGCCCUCCCUCGUAUGGUUUGACAGAGGCAAGUUUUAUUUGACCUUUGAAGGCUGCUCUCGAGGGCCUAGUCCGCUCACAAUGGGAGCCCAGGACACAUUGCCGGUGGCCGCUGCGUUCACUGAAACGGUCAACGCUUACUUCAAAGGGGCCGAUCCCAGCAAGUGUGUGGUGAAGAUUACAGGAGAGAUGGUGCUGUCAUUCCCGGCAGGGAUCACCCGGCACUUUGCCAAUAACACUGCACCUGCCGUGCUUACCUUCAGCAUAACCAACUACAACCGUCUGGAGCACGUCCUGCCUAACCCCCAGCUGCUGUGCUGCGACACCGCACAGUCCAAUCCCACCUCGAAGGAGUUCUGGGUGAACAUGCCAAACCUGAUGACGCACCUGAAGAAGGUGUCGGAGCAGAAGCCCCAGGCCACCUACUACAACGUGGACAUGCUCAAGUACCAGGUGUCAGCGCAAGGCCUCCAGUCGACUCCUCUGAGCUUGGCCACUAGCUGGCGCUGUGAACCCACCAGCACAGACCUCAGAAUAGACUACAAAUACAACGGAGAUGCCAUGACCACCCCCGCAGCCCUCAACAACGUCCAGUUCCUCAUCCCAGUGGACGGAGGCGUCAGCAAACUGCAAGCAGUGCUUCCACCGGCUGCCUGGAAUGCAGAGCAGCAGAGAAUUCUGUGGAAGAUUCCAGAUAUUUCUCUGAGGGCUGAAAAUGGAGGUGUGGGGUCCCUGUUGGCCAGGUUCCAGUUGACGGAGGGCCCCAGUAAGCCGGCCCCGCUGGCCCUGCAGUUCACGAGUGAGGGCAGCAAUCUGUCAGGCUGCGACAUCAAGCUGGUGGGUCCUGGGUACCGCUUCUCGCUCAUCAAGAAGAGGUUCGCUGCAGGAAAAUACUUGGCCGAUUAAUCAACACUACUGAUCAACACGAUGGAGAAUCCCUUCUGUGGACUGAGUAUAACUUCAAGAAAAACAGGAAAAAAAAAUAACAAGGAAAAAGAAAACACACAAGGACAGACAAACAAACCAACUGUAAGAAGAUUCCUUUCUAUACAUACAAAACAGAAAAAAAAACUGGACAGUUCUACGGUGUUGUAUAACUUGCAUAUAAAAUUGUUGGCCGUUUUAGGGUGUACUACUUCUUGUAUUUGUAAACUGUAUUAAUUUCAGAACAUCCAUAUUGCAGCAGUUCGAUUCCUUUCUGGUUCCCCCUCCUGUGCAGUUGGACUCUGUGUUCUGUCUGAUGUGUAGUGUUUUUCUCCAAGCCUCUUACUGUGGCUGCCUGACCACUCGACGCGCUUCAGCGAGCUGAACAUUCAGCCAGCGAGGCAUUAUUCAGUGAGGGCAUUCAGUUGUAGACACCUGCAGUUUGCAAGAUGUUUCAUUUUUGUUCAUCACUGUGACAAUAAUCCAAUUAUCUGCCACAGCAAGGAAUCAGAUUGGCGGUGUUCCUAUCCGCGGCAAUGACACCCAUAAACAAGAGAGCAAAGUUUCCACAAAACGCAAAAAGUCAGCACUGAAUGGAACGGAAGGAAUUAUGCUGCUAGUAGUGAGCAUCUCAUAACAUACAGUUUGAAAUACAAUCAGCAACAGGCUGAACAGCCUUUCUCAGAUGUUCUGGACAAAUGUGAACAACACAUGUUUAAAUUGUAACUAAUAGAUAGAUAUUUAUGUUUAAGGGGCAGAUGAUAUGCUAGUUUUUGGAUUCAGUGAGGAGAGGCGGAUUGGAUACAGAACUAAUGCUAUAAUGCAUUGUUGUGGAUCCACAUUGGCGUGGAGAUUUAAUUCAAUCAACUGAACUGAGUACUCAGGCAGCUACAGUGAUGAAUGAAGUCCUGCUUGCAAUAUUUACAAAGGAAAAAAAAUCACAUUUUCCCAUGAAAAUUUUUCUGUGUCAUUUUAAAUUGAUAAUGUAUAUCUUAAAGGGCGUUUGGUGUUUUUGUUGUAUUGUUAUAUAGCCUUUCUGUUGUUCCGAAACAGCAGUGUUAGAUUUCAGAGUACAUGACAGCAUUCUAUUUUUAUUUAUUGACGAUUAUAAUUUGUUGUAAAAAAUAAAUAUGUGAACUGUAUAUGAAUAGACUUUGAAUGGUAUCAGGAUUUAGGGUCCUUUAAAGUUAUAAAUAACUGAUUUUUGUUAUCUGUGUAGUUGGGUAUACUGUGUACAGUGUAAUGCUGAGCUAUAAUUUUUAACUUUAUUUCAGAUAUAAUUUUUUAACUCAAUUGCAACAGAAGAUUUGAGCUAUAUAAAUAUAUAUAUAUAAAUAAAUAAAUAUAUAUGGGAGGGGGUUAAAAAAAAAAA
Molecule: messenger RNA, 4747 nt
Organism: Clupea harengus (Atlantic herring)
Lineage: Eukaryota; Metazoa; Chordata; Actinopteri; Clupeiformes; Clupeidae
Gene: sgip1a
Product: SH3GL interacting endocytic adaptor 1a
Exons: 27
Coding region: 397-3357 (986 amino acids)
Biological process (GO): clathrin coat assembly; synaptic vesicle endocytosis; clathrin-dependent endocytosis
Cellular component (GO): plasma membrane; clathrin-coated vesicle; clathrin-coated pit
Source: RefSeq, a predicted model, not a curated record